Ruditapes philippinarum (Manila clam) is the source of this 1643-nucleotide messenger RNA. RefSeq names its product hemagglutinin/amebocyte aggregation factor-like. The transcript is spliced from 7 exons. The record is from RefSeq and is a predicted model, not a curated record. Lineage: Eukaryota; Metazoa; Mollusca; Bivalvia; Venerida; Veneridae. Bases 153 to 716 code for a protein of 187 amino acids.
AUGGGAUUUUUUAUGGAGGAUGAUAUAACAACCUAUAAAAUAAUGCAGACUCGAUCAUUGCAGGACUUUAGGUACCACACGAUUCUCGUUAGGACAUUUGAUUACAGAAAAAUAACCAUCUUCCCGUUAAAAGUAAGAAUUCUACAACUGAAAUGUAUCUCAUUUGGGAACUUCUGAUUGUGGCCAGUGUGCUUCACACUGGCGGUUGCAGACUUUUAAACAAUUAUGAUCAACAUGUGGAAUUCAAAUGUGACAGACAGAACCAGUUCGUAUCCCAUGUAUCGAGUAUACACAGCAAUCCCCAUGAAGAUCGUGUAUUCUCCAUGAAAUGUCGAGAUUUUCCAGUUAAGGUUGCUGGUCUGACGCCCACUUGCUAUUGGACAGGGUAUAUAAACGAUUGGGACCAAGUUAUGAUAUAUCAAUGCCCUGGCAAUUCGUACAUCGGUGGAUUUCAAAGUGACUACAGCAAUCCUCAUAAAGACAGGAGGUGGAAGGCCAAAUGUUGUCAUAUGAAAGGAAUUUACUUAGCUGGAUGUCACUAUACUCCCUGGACCAAUAACUAUGAUGGCAAGCAAAACUUUGAUGCCGAAACUAACCGAGUAACGAAAGGCAUCGCCUCAGUUCAUCUAAAUGGCAUUGAGGACCGCAUUUACAAGUUCACGACAUGUGAAGUCCUUCGUAAAAAAGGGAAAUUUGCUGUGGUCGGCAAGGAAUAAAGUUCAUCUACAGUGAAUUACACCUACAGUGAAAUAAACCUACAGUGAAUUACCACUGAAUUUCAGUGUAAUGAAUAAAAUUACUUGUAUGUUCUUUAUUAUUUCUAAAUGCAUCUUUUCUCUCGUAAUUCCAAUUGUACAUAACAGUCUAUGAUGUCCAUUAAACCGCCAUAAUGCAUUUAUUUUUGUAAACUUUAUACGUUUGGCGGUAUAUUACAAAUUUCAACUCAUUGUCAAUAGUACUGAACCAUAGUUUUAUUUCUUUUGCGUAUUGAUAAUAAGUACAAUUGUAGCUAUUUUGGUAUUUUGUGUAUGGUAGCCAAGAUAUAUCUUUUUGUUUAAAUUUUGCUACCUUUAAUUAUUUCAGAUUCAGCACUAUUCGCUUAAAUUUAAAAGCAUGUUAAAUGUUCAAAAUCCAUUAUUAUAACAUUAUAAAACACAUGUUUGCCCCUUCUACAAAAGAAAACAAUAUAUUUUUAUCUGAGGCUUUAUGUACCUUUAAGCUGUAUGCAUUUUAUUAUCAUGCUUUACUUAUAUUUAAGUUAUGUCUUGUUUGUUUGUUGUUUUUUGUGUCGCAAUAAUAAGUAUAAUAUUUUAACGAUACACAUUAUUUUUAAUACUGAAAACUCCCUUUAUUUGAGAAAAAAAAAGAAAUUACGUCAUGAAUUGACAGAAGUCAUGUAUGUAAAUUAUAUAAACGUCACGAAUAUCCAAUGAAAAUCGACGUUACCAACGUGUAAUAUUAUAAAUAGAUACGUUAAAGCAAAACAAACAUGGUAUUGAAUCGCAACAGGGAAAAAAAUUGUAUGUUAUAUUUGUAUGACUGAACUCCACAGGAACAGAUUUAUUUUGCUGCUUUUCUUUUUGCUGUCUUUGUAUAUGUACUUAUCCACAGCUUAUUAAUAAAUAAAACAUUUGCAUUAUAAA